GAGGAAAAUGCUAUGGGUUCAAAUACGACACAAGAUAGCGAUGUAGAUGAUUACAUGUCUGAUACGUUUACAGCUGUGGAUUUACGACCAGGAAUUUUCCUUCCGUGUUUCCAUUCAAACUUUCUUCCAGGAAUUGCAAAAACACGUAGUCAAAAGCGCAGUUUAGAAAUGGAAGCAAAGCAAGCGAAGAACAUCGAGUAUUUACAAAAAAUACCAAAGCGUUCGGAAAUAGAAAAAAAAAUGAGAGAUGAUGCACUAGCGCAACCUGUUAGUGAAAAUUCGAAAGGAUUUCUUUUGCUGACCAAGAUGGGUUACAAGCCUGGAAUGAGUUUAGGCGUGGAAAAAGAUAAUCGUAGUCAAGGAAUCAAAGUACCGUUAGGCCUUGAACUCAAACUCAAUCGAACCGGACUGGGGCACGAUGCCGAGGAAGAUAGGAAGCGAAAUCAACGUAUGGAUCGGUAUCAGAAUGCUGUAUUACAAAGAGCGAAAGCUAAUACUGCUCUUAUUAAUGACUUUUCGGUGCGAAAGCGGAGGAUGGCAUAUUUAAAACAAUUGCAAAAAGAUUUAUGUUCAAGCCGUAAAGCAUGUCAAGAAUUAGAUGCGAGAAAAGGCUUAGAACUGCCAACUAACUCUCAUUUUUGGCCUAUAUAUGAAGUAAAGAAGGAAGAAAUUCUUUCACUGGUAGCGAAAAAAGAAACAGAAGAAACUGAAGAUAUUAAAGAAAAAGUAUUCACGUAUUUCAAUGGAAAAAUGGCACCUACAGAUUAUGCAUUUGAAGAGCUGCUAGAUGAAGAUGUAGUUGUACAAUGGUUGAAUGAGAUUACGAUUUACCUUCGCACUUCCUACUUCUAUUGCAUUUGGUGUGGAACACAAUAUGAUUCAGAAAAUGAACUGCUGAAUAAUUGUCCUGGAAACUCGAGGAAAGAUCAUGAAGGCUCUGAUGAAGAUAAUUAA
Messenger RNA from Thelazia callipaeda (thelaziosis nematode), 954 nucleotides. The record is from the annotation of a GenBank genome assembly. Lineage: Eukaryota; Metazoa; Nematoda; Chromadorea; Rhabditida; Thelaziidae.